CCUAAAUUUCUAGUCCUACGCUUUUCUCUCCUCUUCCACUCUCAUAUUCUCUCUUUUCCCCUUCUCCGCCGCUGCCGUCUCCACGCCCUCACAACUACUUCUCUUUCUUCUCCUUUUUAUACGCAGCUCCGCCAUCUCUCGACUCCUGUAAUUGAAUUCUGCUGGGAUAAACUAUCGUUCUUCGAUUUAACCACAUAAAAAAAUGGUGAAUAAAGUCACCAGGAAGAAGCAUUACAGGCCUCCGGGGAAGAAGAAGGAGGGCAACGCAGCAAGAUAUGUGACCAGGUCGCAGGCUGUGAAGCAGCUGCAAAUUGGUUUGCCACUUUUCAGGAAGCUAUGCAUUUUCAAGGGAAUAUUUCCUCGAGAGCCAAAAAAGAAAUUUAAAGGAAAUCAUCACACUUACUACCAUUUGAAGGACGUUGCUUUUCUUCAUCAUGAACCACUUUUGGAGAAAUGUAGAGAGAUUAGGGCGUAUGAAAAGAAGAUCAAAAAAGCUGAUGCAAAGAAGAAUAAGGAGCGUGCAAACUUUCUAAAAGAAAACAAGCUUACAUAUGGAUUAGGCAGAAUAAUAAAGGAGAGAUACCCAAAAUUCAUUGAUGCACUUAGAGAUUUGGAUGAUUGCCUCUCAAUGGUGCACCUUUUUGCGGCAUUACCCGCACAAGAGAGGUUAAAGGUUGAGGCAAAGCGCAUUCAUAAUUGUCGGAGGUUGGCUCAUGAAUGGCAAGCAUUUAUUUCUCGAACUCAUAAACUACGAAAAGUCUUUAUAUCUGUGAAAGGCAUUUACUAUCAGGCUGAGGUAGAAGGUCAAAAGAUUACAUGGCUUGCCCCUCAUGCACUGCAUCAGAUAUUGACUGAUGAUGUUGACUUAACUGUUAUUCUUAACUUCAUGGAAUUUUAUGAGAAUCUUCUUGUCUUUGUGAACUAUCGCGUAUAUCACUCAAUUAAUUUGGAGUAUCCACCGAUUCUGGACCCUCAUUUGGAGGCUUUGGCAGCAGAUCUUUAUGGUUUGUUAAGAUACUUUGAUGCCAACACGAGAGCUUCCCUAUUAAAUUCCCAGACUUCUAGUUCAUCUGAAUUUGGACAAUUAGAUGCUGAAGACUCUGAGCUUAGACUUGCGCAGCUUCAACACCAGCUUCCCUUAAAUGAGCCAACUGCAUUGAUGCAUCUUGUUGAAGAUGCAGCUGGUAUGGAUGAGGAUGAGGAUGAUGAUACUAGAGAAUGCAAGAACCUUUUUAAGAACAUGAAGUUCUUCUUGAGCCGUGAGGUUCAUAGAGAAUCACUGCUUUUCAUUAUUCCUGCUUUUGGUGGCAUGGUUUCGUGGGAAGGAGAUGGAGCACCAUUUAAGGAAUCUGAUAAGACCAUUACCCAUCAGAUUGUUGACCGGUCAACACAGACUCACAAGUUUCUCUCUAGAGACUAUGUUCAGCCACAAUGGGUUUUUGAUUGUGUGAAUACUCGGAUGAUCUUACCGACUGAGGAUUAUUUGGUGGGAAGGGAUCCUCCUCCACACUUGUCACCUUUUGUUGACAAUGAUGCAGAAGGAUAUGUUCCUGAUUACGCCGUGACCCUUAACAAGUUGAAGGCAGCUGCCAAAAAUGAAGUCUUGCCAUUGCUGGGAGUAGGGAAAGAAGAUUUGGAUGAUCCUCAGAAAUUAUUGGAAGAAGGUGUCAUUGAUCGAGCUAAGGCUAUCGAAGCUGCUGAGAAGAAACAAAAGAUGAUGGCUCUUGAGAAACAAUAUCAUGAUGAGUUAAAAUUGGAGCUUCAAGGAGUAAAGUAUUCUUCAGCUAUUUCAAAUGUCGAUAAGCAGUUGCCUGAACAGGAGAGUGAGGGUGGUGAGGAUACCAACCUCCCUGAUUAUCAACAAAUAGCCGAAGAUACAGAUAACCUGUCAAAGGUUAUGAUGUCACGGAAGAAGAAAAAUCUUUAUGAAGCUAUGCAGAUUGGUAAAAGAACGAAGAAGGGUAAAAUUGAUCUUCUCAUUGAAAGGAAGAAAAAGCAUAAAGAAUCUCACAAAGCGCAGUAAGUCAAGAGCUACCACAAUUUUGUCCUAUAUUUGUAGUAUUAUAUAUUUUGGAUGGAUGGCUAGUUCAAAGCAUUUGAGCCUUGUGUUGUUUAUGUCUCACUUGAUGAAGGUUAUUCUCAAUGUUAUGUUUCUCUUUUUCAUAGAAUUAUUACCAUCAAUUACUUUCUACUUUUAGAACU
Benincasa hispida (wax gourd) is the source of this 2202-nucleotide messenger RNA. Its product is annotated as pescadillo homolog. Gene Ontology annotation, cellular component: nucleolus; PeBoW complex. Gene Ontology annotation, molecular function: RNA binding. The record is from RefSeq and is a predicted model, not a curated record. Gene Ontology annotation, biological process: ribosome biogenesis; maturation of LSU-rRNA from tricistronic rRNA transcript (SSU-rRNA, 5.8S rRNA, LSU-rRNA). Lineage: Eukaryota; Viridiplantae; Streptophyta; Magnoliopsida; Cucurbitales; Cucurbitaceae.